GGCGUGCGUUGAUUGGGUAAUUUCACGUCGGCGUGUGUCACCACGUGAUUUAGGGCGUGGCCGGAGCAGAUGACCGUUGCUCUGCGCGUAGCUUAUGCGGCUGAUCAGAACUGCGCUGUUGGUUGUCACUCUCGCGCGGCGAGGGUGCGUUCGAGCGAUGUCUGCGGAGGCUGAAGACUGGCGCAAGGCCACGUCCAUUUACGAUUUUUCUGCGAAAGACAUCGAUGGCAACUUGGAAUCCCUGGAGAAAUACCGAGGCUACGUUUGCAUCAUCACCAAUGUCGCCUCCAAAUGAGGCAAGACCCCUGUAAACUACACUCAGCUUGCGAAGAUGCACGACACGUACGCUGAGCAAGGUUUACGAAUCCUGGGUUUUCCCUGCAAUCAGUUUGGUAAACAGGAACCAGGAACAGAGGAGGAGAUUAAGGAGUUUGCUAAGGGUUACAAUGCUAACUUUGACCUCUUCAGCAAGAUCGACGUCAAUGGGGAGAACGCUCACCCCUUGUGGAAGUGGAUGAAGGAGCAGCCACAUGGGAAAGGGACACUGGGAAACAACAUCAAGUGGAAUUUCACAAAGUUCCUCAUUGACCGUGAAGGCAAAGUUGUGAAGAGAUACUCGCCAAUGGAUGACCCAGUUGUGAUUGAAAAGGAUCUUCCCAAGUAUCUGUAGUUUGGCUAGCUUCACUCUCGCACACUGACAUCAGCCCUGCCUCUCACAUGGCUAGCUGCGAGUGGGCGGUUCUACUCCCAGGCCAGUGACGGCUUGCCCUCAAACCCGCCUGGCGGAAUGGGCAGGCCUGAUUUAUUGUCGUGCACCCCCCACUCUGGGAAGGACCAAACCCCACUUCAGCCAGCCUGUGUGAGAGCAGGGAUGCUAUUUAAAACAGACUUGAUAUAAUAGCCAAAUGUUAGGCAUUACAAAAGAAAUAAACCGAUUCUUUAACCAAA
Brienomyrus brachyistius is the source of this 948-nucleotide messenger RNA. RefSeq names its product glutathione peroxidase 4b (gene gpx4b). Gene Ontology annotation, biological process: response to oxidative stress. The transcript has 7 exons. Gene Ontology annotation, molecular function: glutathione peroxidase activity. The record is from RefSeq and is a predicted model, not a curated record. Lineage: Eukaryota; Metazoa; Chordata; Actinopteri; Osteoglossiformes; Mormyridae.